Messenger RNA from Ictalurus furcatus (blue catfish), 1698 nucleotides. It is a transcript of the gene cremb, whose product is annotated as cAMP responsive element modulator b. Bases 103 to 891 code for a protein of 262 amino acids. The transcript is spliced from 7 exons. Gene Ontology annotation, biological process: regulation of transcription by RNA polymerase II. Gene Ontology annotation, molecular function: DNA-binding transcription factor activity, RNA polymerase II-specific; RNA polymerase II cis-regulatory region sequence-specific DNA binding. The record is from RefSeq and is a predicted model, not a curated record. Gene Ontology annotation, cellular component: nucleus; transcription regulator complex. Lineage: Eukaryota; Metazoa; Chordata; Actinopteri; Siluriformes; Ictaluridae.
CCGCCUGUGUGUCAAUACGGACUUCAGGGUGAAACUUUUCCACGGGCGUCCUCUGGUUUUCUUGUUGUCCAGAAAAGCUGAAAAGAUUUGUGCCAAAUUGUCAUGGAAAUUAGACAACACUCGCAGACUCGUCCUCUGAAGAGUCAAAAUACCUUCAUGGAUAUAAAAGGUUCUCCUCUACAAGUUAAUAUGGAAAGUCAGUCUACCAUGACUCAAGAUUCUGCACUUCAUCAGCAAGCACUGGGGAACUCCACAAAUGGGAAAUAUGGAGAAGAUAUCUUUGAUCCAAGUAGCUCCUACAGGAAUAAUCUGAAUGAGCUUGGUUCGAUUGCACCUAUGGCCAUGAUGGUUGCAGAAACGUUGACAAAUGAACAAGCUGCUCCCCCUAGUGUACACGCACCCACCUACUACAACACCAACAGAGGCCAGAUUUAUGACAUCAAGUCUGAGGCAGCAGAUUGGCAGAUUGGCAGCAGCGAUCCGGGCUAUCAGAGUUUCACCAUAUCCACUUCAGAUGCCCCACAACCAUGCCCUGCCUUUGUCCAGUGUCUUCAAUAUUAUGCCCCUGCCAACACAAUGGUAGCUGAAGCUGGUACUGGAGACGUGUCAGCAUAUCAGAUCUGUCCUCCCGCCUCCAGCCUUCCACAGGGUGUAGCGAUGGCGAGCUCAACCAGCCCUCUGCACAGCUCUCAGCAACUUGGUGAGGAGGCCUCACGCAAGAGGGAGCUCCGCCUGAUGAAGAACAGGGAAGCUGCACGGGAAUGUCGCCGGAAGAAGAAAGAGUAUGUCAAAUGUCUCGAGAAUCGUGUUGCCGUGCUUGAAAAUCAAAACAAGACACUCAUCGAAGAACUCAAGGCAUUAAAAGACUUGUACUGUCGCAAGACUGAAUAAAAAAAAUGUUGGUGGUCACACAUGAGAGACUGCUCUUUACGGAUUACUGAAUGCAUCUAAGCAAAAGCACUUUUCACUCUCUGUAUAGUCACUGCUCGCAAAUGCAGAAAAAAGGCUACAGAUGCAUUGUUUAUGUAGUUUUAUAUCUUGACGACUGUGAAGAUUGUAUGUGUGUAUGUCAGGUAGAGCUGAUUUGCUGCACUGAACCAGUGAAUGUGGUAUUUUGCCUUUGUGGCUUGUGCUUUUUGCAGGCAGGCGGCUAAAGAGUCUCGCCGCAGAAAAAGGGAGUAUGUAAACUGCCUAGAGGACCAUAUCUCCAUGCUGGAGCAGCAGAACAAGAUGCUCAUGGAAGAGCUAAAGUAUCUGAAGGAAAGCUGUGCUAAGAAGUCAAGAUAGGUCUUAACAGUUACUGCCUCAUUGCUUUGCCUCUGCUUCUUUUUUUAAUUAUUUUUAUUCAGUUGUACUGCAUGUUUAAUCUUCUGCUUCAGUUUGUUUUUAUAUCUAUCUAUGGGACGAAAGAAAUUUACCAGCACAAAAAACAACAACAACAACAAAAACAGGAUAUCCUGGGUUUUAACAAAAGAAGUUAUCUUUUAUUUUAUUAAUGUUUAAAUUUGAAAUGCUUACAAUAUAUAAGGAUAGACUAUAUAUUAAAGAAGCUGUUGUAUGUGUAUAUUUGAUUGUACAAACCUUACAUAUUGAGGUAUUUGAAUUGAACAUCUACAGUGAACUAAAUACUGAAGUGAUUUUGGAUCUUUAUCUAUGUAGUGAAUUUUAAUCUUGAAUAAAUAUAUUUUUGACACUUAA